ACUGGAUAAGAUAAAAGAGAAUUGAAAAGCCCGUCGCUCAAGAAAGGUGAUGAUGUUAUUCUUGAGAGUGUUUAGUGUUGUGUUGUGUUCCUGAGGUAGAGAAGCUAAUCUUUGAGCCAAUUGGUCCCGAUUGUGGACGCUCGACACUAGUCAUGUUGUUGCUCAAGGCAGCGUUACUCGUCGGAGCGGCGCUCUGUCAAGCAUCGGCCAAAUCCGAUCUAAGCAUCGACGAGUACUUCAUUUCACAUCUAUUCGAGAAGUAUGGAAACAAAAAGGUUCUCACUUUUGAGGGGUUAGAACAUUUAAUGGAAAGCUUAGGACUGGGUGGGUUAGAUUUCACAAAGCACAACGUCUCUUUGCACAAAACGAAAGACGGCGGGUUUCAAGACGUCCAUCACAGUUUAAACGUCCAUGACCACAACCACACCAGGAGGCGGAGGAGCUUAAUUCCAGAAGAAAAGUGCCUGAGGACAGAGGAUCUUCUGAGGGUGUAUGGCGUCGACCCUGGCCACGAUGUCGAAUUAUCACCGGAGAACUUUAUGCAGAUGUGUCCUGCCAUUGUGUACCAACUGGACAGGAAGGUGUGUGCCGAGAGGGUUCCGUUGGUCCCACUGGACAACUACGUCUACGAAAAAGACUACAAAGCUUGGCUCUUCGGAAUUAUCAGUGUGUUGGUGAUGAGCGCUUGCGGACUUCUUGGGAUUCUUUUGGUUCCUCUGCUAGAGAAAGCUAUGUUCCAAAAGUUGUUGACCGUUCUUGGAGCGCUGGCGGUGGGGACACUAGCAGGCGAUGCCCUUCUUCAUCUCCUUCCUCAUGCUCUGAAAGAUAGUGAAGCUAGUGAAGAAACGAUAGUUCUAAGAUCGACCGUGGCUUUCCUCCUAAUCAUGUUCUUCUUCACUAUGGAAGCUUUCAUUAUACAUGGAAAACGAAACAAAGUAGCGAUGAAAGAAGCUGAAGGAGGAGAAGAGUCGUUAGCCGGUCACAGCCAUGCCAACAGUGGUCAGGCGGUCGCAUGGAUGGUCAUGUCUGGUGAUGGACUGCACAACCUGACCGACGGACUGGCCAUCGGCGCAGCUUUCAGCCAAGGGCCUAUCAUCGGCAUUUCAACCUCUUUAGCAGUUUUGACACACGAGCUGCCACACGAAUUAGGAGAUUUUGCAAUAUUGCUCCAAACGGGUAUGACAAUCCGCAAGGCGGUUGUGUACAAUUUGCUGUCCUCGGUGCUCAGUCUGCUUGGAGUGCUAGCAGGACUUUGGCUUGGGGAAUUUGAGAACGCUUCUUAUUGGAUUUAUGCUGCCACCGGUGGAACAUUCCUUUACAUAUCCUUAGCAACACUGGUACCAGAAAUGCAAAAGCAAUGCAAGACAAUUUUAGACGUUGUUUUGGUUCUGGGAGGUAUGUUUUGCGGGGGUGCGAUCAUGUUUGUCAUCGCCUGUUACGAACACACGCUUGAAGAGUUCCUGAACGAAGAAUAUGUUUAAAAAUACAAUUCAUUUUUAUUUUUUACAGAAGAUAUUUAUUUUUAUUUUUUAAAAAGCAAAUGUACAUUUUCUCACUCUUUGUAAAUAAAAUAUAUAAAUAAUAAACUGUUUUUUAAAAAAUACAUCACGUUUUGGUUGUUAAGUUUACAGAUGGGCAUGAAUGUUAAAACUUAUACAUAAGUUCAAGUUGAUCUCUUUGGUCGAAUAUAUUUUGGCAGGUUUGAAAACCAUUGUUGUUUUUAUUAUAUAAAAAAAUGAACUACAUUGUUUUUAAUGUGUAAAAACAAUAUUAUUUU
Messenger RNA from Cimex lectularius (bed bug), 1777 nucleotides. RefSeq names its product zinc transporter ZIP5 (gene Zip71B). Gene Ontology annotation, molecular function: zinc ion transmembrane transporter activity. Gene Ontology annotation, cellular component: membrane. The record is from RefSeq and is a predicted model, not a curated record. The coding region runs from base 153 to 1481 and encodes 442 amino acids. The transcript has 8 exons. NCBI's taxonomy places the organism in Eukaryota, Metazoa, Arthropoda, Insecta, Hemiptera, Cimicidae. Gene Ontology annotation, biological process: intracellular zinc ion homeostasis; zinc ion import across plasma membrane.